Molecule: messenger RNA, 432 nt
Organism: Lathyrus sativus (Indian pea)
Lineage: Eukaryota; Viridiplantae; Streptophyta; Magnoliopsida; Fabales; Fabaceae
Source: the annotation of a GenBank genome assembly
AUGGGGAUCCGAUUCGUGUUAAUGGUGAACAAACAAGGGCAAACCCGUCUUGCUCAGUACUAUGAGUAUCUCACUGUCGAAGAAAGACGAACCCUUGAAGGAGAAAUCGUUCGCAAAUGCCUUGCCCGCAAUGAACACCAGUGUUCAUUUGUAGAGCAUCGCAACUACAAAAUUGUAUAUAGGCGCUAUGCAUCUUUGUUUUUCCUGGUUGGAGUUGACGACGGCGAGAACGAACUUGCUAUUUUGGAAUUUAUCCAUCUCUUAGUCGAAACCAUGGAUCGACAUUUUGGCAACGUGUGUGAGCUAGAUAUCAUGUUUCAUUUAGAAAAGGUACAUUUUAUGUUAGAGGAAAUGGUGAUGAAUGGUUGUAUUGUGGAGACUAGCAAAGCAAAUAUCUUGACUCCUAUUCAGCUGAUGGAUAAAACAUCAUAA